Molecule: messenger RNA, 1446 nt
Organism: Vitis riparia (riverbank grape)
Lineage: Eukaryota; Viridiplantae; Streptophyta; Magnoliopsida; Vitales; Vitaceae
Product: histone deacetylase HDT1
Exons: 10
Coding region: 120-1091 (323 amino acids)
Source: RefSeq, a predicted model, not a curated record
UCUCUUUUUCUCUCUCUGUAUAUAUAAAUAUAUCAUCGAACAGCCCUAACACUCUCAUUCCAUCUUUCAGUUGCAGGAUCUGGCAUUGAAAACCCUAAUUGAUCGGUCUCGACAUUCAAAUGGAGUUUUGGGGUGUUGAGGUCAAAGCAGGAGAGCCUCUUGAGGUGGUACCUGGGGAUGACAUGCUUGUUCACAUUUCACAGGCUUCUCUCGGAGAAAUCAAGAAGGACAAAGGAAAUGAGUUGGUUUGUCUAUAUGCAAAUAUUGGUGGGCAGAAGCUUGUUCUUGGAACACUUUCUGCAGAGAAAUUCCCACAGAUCUCGUUUGACUUGGUGUUUGAAAAAAAAUUUGAGCUAUCCCACAACUGGAAAAAUGGGAGUGUGUACUUUUGUGGAUAUAAAGCUGCUAAUUCAGUGGAAUCUGAAUCAUCUGAUAGUUCUUCUGAUUCUGAUUCUGAAUUUGAAAUUGAUAUUCCACAUAAUACCACUGUGGAUAAUGAUUUUUUAGGGAAGCCUCAACAGCUUAAGCAAGAGAAACCUGAGUCUGCUGCAGCUAAGCAGGUGAAGAUCGUAGAACCAAACAAAGAUGCUAAACCACCCAAGGAAAAUGAUGAUGAUAGCGACAAAGAUAGUGAUGAAUCAAUGGAUGAUGAAGAUGAAUCAUCUGAGGAUGAGGAUAUGGUCAAUGAUAGAAGUGCAAGCUCAGAGGAUGAAGAUGAUGAUGAGAAUGAAGACAAUGAGGAUGACAAAAAUGAAAUCUCUAAGAAGAAAGAGACACCAAAGAAGGCUGGACCAAGCAAGAAAAGACCUACAGAGUCUGUUUCAAAAACACCUGUUCCUGAUAAGAAGGCAAAAUUUGUUACUCCCCAAAAGACUGAUGGCAAAAAAAGUGAUGACAAAAAGAGUGGUGGUCAUGCAGCAACACCUUACCCUUCAAAGCAGGCUGGAAAAACUCCUGCGAACACAGAAAAACCUAAGCAGCAGGUUCAGAAAUCUGGUGGAUCAUUCUCUUGCAAGUCUUGCAACAGGUCAUUCAAUUCUGAGAAUGCUCUACAAAGUCAUAGCAAGGCCAAGCACACUGCUGCUAAGUAAAGAGAGGUAAAUCCAGUAGUUCCUUGUGUGAAGCUCAAACUUGUCGUUUUAGCUGGUGAACUGAGUCAUCGUCUUAAUGUCCGUGGAGUUUAUUACUGAAAACUUGGUGGGAUGGAUUUUGGUGUUAUUUUUACCUCUUGUUGAUGAAUGUCUCUUGGUCAUCUGUUAAUAUAAAAUAACAUCCAUUUUCCUUUCAUAAAGAUUUGCGGAGAUGAGCUUGUGUCUUGGGGGUGGGUUGGUAUGGCUCGCUACCUGUAAGAAGAAAUAUCUAUCCAUGCCUAGGAAACUAGGUAUGUUUCUGAGUAUACCAACCAUUGAUUUUAAGAAUCUCAAUGGCCAAAUUUAUCUCAUUAAA